Messenger RNA from Ichthyophthirius multifiliis, 975 nucleotides. RefSeq lists its product as hypothetical. Lineage: Eukaryota; Ciliophora; Oligohymenophorea; Hymenostomatida. The transcript has 4 exons. The record is from RefSeq and is a predicted model, not a curated record.
AUGACAACAGUAGGAUAUGGCGAUAUUAAACCAACAAAUUAAUUAGAAGUAACUAUUGCAAUUACAAUAACAAUAAUAACUACAGGAGUUUUUGCUUAUUGUAUUAAUCAAAUAGGAACUAUAGUUAAAUUUUUAUCUGAAGAAAAAGAAAAAUCUAAAUAUACUAUAUAAAUCAUAAAUAAUUAUAUGUCUAAAAAAAAUAUUAAUAAAGAUUUAUAAUAAUAAAUAAGAGAAUAUUUAGAAUAUUAUUUAAAAGAAUCUACUAUAAAUGAUCACGAUAAAGAAUGUAAAAUUAUUAAUAUGUUAUCUGAGCCUUUAUAAAAAUAACUCAUGAUAUAGGCUAAUAAAAUUGCUUUGAUUGAUUCUCCUAUUUUUAGGAAUAAUUUUACUGAAAAUACUAUUUAAAAAACUGUUUUUUUAAUACAAGAAAUACGUUGUACUCCCGAAGAAAUAUUAUUUUAUGAAGGAGAUUUGGAUGAUUGUUCUAUUUUUUUUAUUUUAUAAGGUAAACUUGAAUUAUUUGUUGAUUCUGAUAAUAAUCUAGGAAAAUAAAAAAUUAAUUCUUUAAAAAUAUUUAAUAAAGGUCAAUGUGUGGGUGAAUAAAGUUUUUUUACAGGUUAACCAAGAGAAACAAGUAUAAGAAGCGUAGAUUUUACAACUUUGCUAAUGAUAAAAAGGUAAGAUUUUAUAUCUAUACUAAAAGAAUCUCCAAUAGAUUAUGAGAAUUAUUGUCACAUAAAAGAUAAAUUAGUUUUAUAUAAAAAUUAUAAAAAUUUAGGAAAUAAAUGCUUAAGUUGUGAUAGUGAUUAUCAUUUUGUUAAUGAAUGUCCAUAUAUACAUUAUAUACCAAAUUAAAAUAAAAACUAAGAAUGGUUUGAUGAAUACUAAAAAUCAGAUUUAGAAUAUAAUGUUUAUUUAGAUUAUGAUGAAAACAAUGAAACAAAUUCUGAAAAUCUAAUAAAUGUUUAAAGUUGA